AUGAGCAAUAAUCAUCUAGUACCAAACAAUACCCGAUUUUCUAGAAGAAGUGACUAUAUUGUACAUCAAAAUUGUAGAGGUCAUGAUAGUAGAAGAAUCUAUAACAAGAAUUAUGAUCGUAAUAGAACUUCUACUCCUAAAUCAGAAGUGUCAAAUGCAAAAGUUAUUCCUAAAGAUGAUCUUAAGAUACCUAUUCGCCAAGUCCCAUUAUGA
This is a messenger RNA of Dentiscutata heterogama, 213 nucleotides long. The record is from the annotation of a GenBank genome assembly. NCBI's taxonomy places the organism in Eukaryota, Fungi, Glomeromycota, Glomeromycetes, Diversisporales, Gigasporaceae.